Molecule: messenger RNA, 3621 nt
Organism: Elephantulus edwardii (Cape elephant shrew)
Lineage: Eukaryota; Metazoa; Chordata; Mammalia; Macroscelidea; Macroscelididae
Gene: NOS3
Product: nitric oxide synthase 3 (endothelial cell)
Exons: 26
Coding region: 1-3621 (1206 amino acids)
Biological process (GO): nitric oxide biosynthetic process
Molecular function (GO): flavin adenine dinucleotide binding; calmodulin binding; heme binding
Source: RefSeq, a predicted model, not a curated record
AUGGGCAACUUGAAGAGCGUAGGCCAGGAGCCUAGGCCGCCCUGCAGACUGGGGCUGGGACUGGGCCUCGGGCUAUGUGGCAAGCAGGACCCAGCCUCCCCAACCUCGGAACCCAGUCUGGCACCAUCCCCGGUGCCCCAACCCGCGCCUGACCACAGCCCCCCACUAGCACGGACCCCGGCAGGGCCCAGGUUCCCGCGUGUGAAGAACUGGGAAGUGGGGAGCAUCACCUAUGAUACUCUGAGCGCCCAGGCACAGCAGGAUGGACCCUGCACCCCAAAGCACUGCCUGGGCUCCCUUGUGUUUCCGAGGAAAACGCCAAGCCAGCCCUCCACAGGCCCUGCCGCUCCUGAGAAGCUUUUGAGCCAGGCCCGGGACUUCAUUGGCCAGUACUACAGCUCCAUCAAGAGGAGUGGCUCCCAGGCCCAUGAGCAGCGGCUGCAGGAGGUGGAAGCUGAGGUGGCAGCCACAGGCACCUACCAGCUCCGGGAGAGUGAGCUGGUGUUCGGGGCGAAGCAGGCCUGGCGCAAUGCUCCUCGAUGUGUGGGCCGCAUCCAGUGGGGGAAGUUGCAGGUUUUUGAUGCACGGGACUGUAGCUCUGCACAGGAGAUGUUCACUUACAUCUGCAACCACAUCAAAUAUGGCACCAACCGGGGAAACCUUCGCUCAGCCAUCACUGUGUUCCCUCAACGUGCCCCUGGCCGAGGUGACUUCCGGAUAUGGAACAGUCAGCUGAUACGCUAUGCCGGCUACAGGCAGCAAGAUGGCUCAGUGCGCGGAGACCCGGCCAACGUAGAAAUCACAGAGCUCUGCAUCCAGUAUGGCUGGACCCCAGGAAGCGGCCGAUUUGAUGUGUUACCACUGCUGCUCCAGGCCCCGGAUGAGCCCCCAGAGGUCUUCCCUCUACCCCCAGAACUGGUCCUUGAGGUGCCUCUGGAGCACCCCACGCUGGAGUGGUUUGCAGCCCUGGGCCUCCGGUGGUACGCCCUCCCAGCCGUGUCCAACAUGCUACUAGAAAUCGGGGGCCUGGAGUUUCCUGCGGCUCCUUUCAGUGGCUGGUAUAUGAGCACUGAGAUCGGCACUCGGAAUCUGUGUGACCCCCACCGCUACAACAUUCUCGAGGAUGUGGCCGUCUGCAUGGACCUGGAUACACGGACCACCUCGUCUCUGUGGAAAGACAAAGCAGCUGUGGAAAUUAACUUGGCUGUGCUGCACAGCUACCAGCUGGCCAAAGUGACCAUUGUGGAUCACCACGCUGCCACAGCAUCCUUCAUGAAACACCUAGAAAAUGAACAGAAGGCAAGAGGGGGAUGCCCUGCUGACUGGGCCUGGAUUGUGCCCCCUAUCUCAGGAAGCCUCACACCGGUCUUCCAUCAAGAGAUGGUCAACUAUUUCCUGUCUCCUGCCUUCCACUACCAGCCUGAUCCCUGGAAAGGAAGCACAGCCAAGGGCACAGGGAUCACCAGGAAGAAGACUUUCAAGGAAGUGGCCAAUGCAGUGAAGAUCUCUGCCUCUCUCAUGGGCACCGUGAUGGCCAAGCGCGUGAAGGCCACCAUCCUGUAUGGCUCUGAGACUGGCCGUGCCCAGAGCUACGCACAACAGCUGGGGAGGCUCUUCCGGAAAGCAUUUGAUCCCCGAGUCCUCUGCAUGGAUGAGUAUGACGUCGUGUCCCUGGAGCAUGAGACACUAGUAGUUGUGGUGACCAGUACGUUUGGGAAUGGAGAUCCACCCGAGAACGGCGAGAGCUUUGCAGCUGCCCUGAUGGAGAUGUCCAGCCCCUAUAACAGCUCCCCUCGGCCGGAACAGCACAAGAGUUACAAAAUGCGCUUCAACAGUGUUUCCUGCUCAGACCCCCUAGUCUCCUCUUGGCGACGGAAAAGGAAGGAGUCCAGUAACACAGACAGUGCAGGGGCACUGGGGACUCUCAGGUUCUGUGUAUUCGGACUGGGCUCCCGGGCUUAUCCCCACUUCUGCGCCUUCGCACGGGCAGUGGACACACGGCUGGAGGAGCUGGGUGGGGAGCGUCUGCUGCAGCUGGGUCAGGGUGACGAGCUGUGCGGCCAGGAGGAAGCCUUCCGGGGCUGGGCACAAGCUGCCUUCCAAGCCUCCUGUGAGACUUUCUGCGUGGGAGAAGAUGCCAAGGCUGCUGCACAGGACAUAUUCAGCCCCAAAUGGAGCUGGAAGCGCCAGAAAUACCGGCUGAGUGCCCAGGCCGACGACCUCCAGCUACUGCCAGGCCUGGUCCAUGUGCACAGGCGGAAGAUGUUCCAAGCUACGGUUCUCUCCGUGGAAAACCUACAGAGCAGCAAGUCCACCCGAGCCACCAUCCUAGUGCGCCUGGACACUGGAGGGCAACAGGGACUACAGUACCUGCCAGGGGACCAUGUUGGCAUCUGCCCACCCAACCGGCCAGGCCUCGUGGAAGCACUGCUGAGCCGCGUGGAGGACCCCCCACCGCCCUCCGAGCCCAUCACAGUGGAGCAGCUGGAGAAGGGCAGCCCUGGUGGCCCACCCCCUGGUUGGGUGCGGGAUCCCAGAUUACCCCCGUGCACGCUGCGCCAGGCUCUGACCUUCUUCCUGGACAUCACGUCUCCACCAAGCCCUCGACUCCUUCGACUGCUCAGCACCCUGGCUGAAGAGCCCAGUGAACAGCAGGAGCUGGAGGCUCUCAGCCAGGAUCCUAGGCGCUACGAGGAGUGGAAGUGGUUCCGCUGUCCCACACUACUGGAAGUCCUGGAGCAGUUUCCAUCAGUGGCACUGCCUGCCCCCCUGCUUCUCACCCAGUUGCCUCUGCUCCAGCCACGGUACUACUCGGUCAGCUCCGCACCCAGCAUCCACCCAGGAGAGAUCCACCUCACAGUUGCUGUGCUGGCAUACAGGACUCAGGAUGGGCUGGGUCCACUGCACUAUGGAGUCUGUUCCACGUGGCUGAGCCAACUUAAGGCUGGAGACCUUGUGCCCUGCUUCAUCAGGGGGGCUCCUUCCUUCCGGCUGCCACCUGAUCCCAGCUUACCCUGCAUCCUCGUGGGACCUGGCACAGGCAUUGCCCCUUUCCGGGGAUUCUGGCAGGAGAGGCUGCAUGACAUUGAAAGCAAAGGGCUGCAACCCGCCCCCAUGACCUUGGUGUUUGGCUGCCGAUGCUCCCAGCUCGACCACCUCUACCGGGAGGAGGUGCAAGACGCCCACCAGCGUGGGGUGUUUGGCCGCGUUCUCACCGCCUUCUCUCGGGAACCCGACAGCCCAAAGACUUAUGUGCAGGACCUCUUGCGGACUGAGCUGGCUGCCGAGGUGUACCGUGUGUUAUGCCUCGAGCGGGGCCACAUGUUUGUCUGCGGCGAUGUCACUAUGGCCACUAGUGUCCUGCAAACAGUGCAGCGCAUCCUGGCGGCGGAGGGCGCCAUGGAGCUGGACAAGGCCGGUGACGUCAUCGGCGUGCUGCGGGGCUUUCCUUCCCUGCAGGAUCAGCAACGUUACCACGAGGACAUUUUUGGGCUUACUCUGCGCACCCAGGAGGUGACAAGCCGCAUUCGCACCCAGAGCUUUUCUUUGCAGGAGCGACAGCUGCGGGGCACAGUGCCUUGGGCAUUCGACCCUCCUGGCACAGACACCCCUAGCCCUUGA